CAAGCGACAUCUCUCUAUACUUUGAUCGAGCUAAAGAAUCUGCUAGAGAUUCGGAACGUUACUGAGAAAAAUGCCUAUCCACUCAUUUCGAUAGGUUAUUAAUGUCGUAGGAAAGGCACUGUGUGGGACAACAGAAUAACAAAUAAAAAUAAUUCACUGGAAACAUUUGAUAUUUGUUUAAAACUAUAUUACAGUUUUUUAACCUGUUUGUCAGUUGUUUACAUGUUAGUAAACUGAUAUGUAAAUUGCAGUUACGUUGCUAAAUAACGUGCAGACAAAAAUUUGUUUCCUCAUUAGUUAGAAUGGUUCCUGAGAGUGCAAAUGAGAAAACAGAUAGCUUUCCAAAACCUGAAGUUGUAUUGCAGCAGUUACAGGUAUUUUUGAAUGGAGCUACUAGAAUUGCUAAGGUACGAAAUGCUGAAGUUGCACAAGCAGCAAUAUGUUUGCUUAAAUCUACAGAAGCUGCUCGAGAUGCUGCUUUAGAACAUGCAUACAAUCUGUUUGAUGAGUCUGUUAAUAACUUUCUCAAGCUCGAAAUUGAAGAUAGAACUUCAGAUAGUGCUUGUUCCAAUGAUGCUAUCGUUCAAGAAGUUCAUAAAGUUCUUUCUGAAUAUGUGGACAAAGAACCUGAAACAUGGGCUCCUGUGAUUUCAACAUGGUCUCUUGAUCUUUUAGGUUAUCUUAGUAGCAAGUAUGCAGAUCGUAGAGGUGUACUGCAUUCUAGUCUUCCAGAAGUAUUGCAACUAUGGAUGUCGUGUCCCCCAACUAGAACGCUUAUUGACUUGACAACACAAUGCCUUUCAACACUGGUUAGUAGUAAUCCUGAUACAUGCAUAGAUGCUUUAAUUGAAACGUCUGUGCGACAUUCGCCUCAUUUUGACUGGGUUGUUGCACAUAUUGGUUCAUGUUUUCCAAAUACUGUAAUCACUCGAGUAUUGGCUUGUGGAAUGAAAGACUUUAUGCAUCAAGAUGUGACAGAUGAGGCUCAAAUAAGUGCAAAUAAAAACCCUAAAAUAGCAUCUGUUGUUGGAAUUCUAGGCCAUCUUGCAACUCAUCAUGAUAGUGAUACCCGAUCUGCUAUAAGAAAUUUAUUUAACGAGAGUUUCUCUGACAAUGCAUCUCGAGAACAAUUAGCUGCAGGUCCUUUUUUACUUCAUUUAGCUGCAAUGUCUGACACAUUGUCACAUGUCAUUUCCUCCGAAUUUGUAAAAGUAGUGAAUCCUGAAGUUUUGAAUAAGAUGUAUCAUCAGGUCGAGAAAUGGAAAUUGGCCAAAAUUCCUGGAACUGAAGGAUUAGCAAAUUUAGUGGUUCAUCUGCUUCUUCGUAGUGAUGGUGGUUGUCAAGUAAUUAGAUGUCUACUGAAUAUUAUGCCACCAUCGUCCAUGUAUAUUCAUGUUGGGAUAAGAGAAGCUGCUGGUCUGAUUCUAGAUUCUGUUUUAUUAGAGAUUCAACGACGUGCAUAUGGUGGAGCUGCUGAAAUACCACUACUGCAUUUUCUUAAAAGUCAUGUUGCUGAUUUAAUUACUUGUUUAUCUAAUCCAGAUACCAGUAAAGCUAGCUGGGUUUUAAAUCUGUUAAAGCUUAUCUGUUUCCACGGUGAAGAUCCAGCAACUGUGUUUGUUCUUGGAUUCUUGUUAAGUAAUGUUGAAGGAUCUGCACCCUUUGUCAGUAAUAUUUAUACAGAUAUCCGAAUGCAUCAACCAAAUGCCCUUUGUUCUACAAUUUCCCAUGAGAUGGCAGAGUUGAAAUCAAACAGAAUUGAAAAACCAGUAACUCUGAUACAAAACAUCACUAAUCUAUGUCAAAGAGAACAGUGGCAUACUUUAGUAGCUCAAGGUAUGUCUCUUAAUUUAGAAGUAUUGGCUGGACAAGUAAAUAGCAGAAAUACUGAUUAUUCAGAUGCUGUUGUAGAACUUCUUUCCAUUUGUGUUAAUCCCAAACAGAUGCCAAUGAGUUCUCUUUUUAUUGUGUGUUCAUCUGUUGUCAAUUAUUUUUUUCAUCUUUUAGGCAGGGAGAAUUUGGAUUUGGUUAUUAAGAUUACUUUAAUUAAUAAUGUUAAAAGUUUACUAUCAAAUUUAUGUCAGCAAUCUUCCGCGCAGCAUGCUGUCAUUCGCAUGCUUUUGGAAGGUAUAAUCGAUAAAAAGUAUGCAGUGAUAUUUGGAUCAAAAGGGCAGCCUGAUUUAAAAAAUACACCCAGUCCUACUUAUCUCUUGAAUGAAAAUGUGAAAUAUCUGUCAUCCAUUACUCUUCCACAAAGUCAUUCUUCAGUUUUUCAUUCUGGUAUUAUUGGUUCUGGAUUAAGGGUUGCUAAUAGGAAGCAAAAGAUGGCUAAAGACAUUGUGAUGCUUAAUAAGCAAGUAAUACUUGAUGUUAUACAGGCAUGUUGUAAAGCAUCUUGGCGAUUUCCCCUGGAUGAAAUUUCAAAUUCAAAUAUGUCACUGAUUCCUGGUAUGAAGAUUGUUUCUCUGCUUAUGGUAGAAUUAAUAUCACCUGAUGUGAUGUUUAAUGGUUUACCAUGGCCUGAUGAAGAUUAUUUAAAGGUUACAGUUGAAAGAGAUUUGCAUAUAAAGAGAAUGUUUGAAGAUCAUAAUAUUCUGUGGGAUUUAUUAUCUUUAGUUGCUACUGUUCACCCAUCUCUUUGUUAUUGUAGUGUCCUUUUGAGAGCAGUUAUGGCUGUCCUCCUCUCAUUUUGGUGCAGUAGCCAAGAAAAAAUGACAACAAAUUCUCCAAAAGAACUAGAAACUAGCCAGCGCCUUAUUAAUAUAAUGGCAAUGGGUCAGCUCUUGCCUCCACCAUUAUCUUAUAUUGAUGAAGUUUUGCCCUUUAUCACUCCUUAUGAAGCAUUUAAUUUACUAUCUGAUAUUUGGCAGUAUAUGAGAGAUAAUGUACCCAGCCCUGCAUUAUUUUAUCCUAAAACAUCAAAUUCUGCAAGAGUUUGGAGAGAUUUCCAAUGUGAUGGUAAAGAAGGUCAAAGACAAUUUUGUGAUAAAAAAUAUACCAACCGAUUAAGGUUUAUUUUAUUUGCAAAUAUUGAAAAGUUUGGUGCUGUAUAUGCUAAAUUUUUCCCCAUUGAAUAGACAGAGCUAUUAUUUUUACUUUGUCAUCAUAUCAUGCAAUUUUAAAACAUCUUGUAUUCGGACGUUAAUUAAUGCUUUUAACUAUUGAAACUGACAUUUUAUCCUUUUCAUCCUCCUUUCUGAAGGAAGUUUCGAUUUAUUGAUCAUGUGUUAUAUAAUAAUAAACUGUUGAUGACUUUGAA
This is a messenger RNA of Stegodyphus dumicola, 3259 nucleotides long. It is a transcript of the gene omd, whose product is annotated as integrator complex subunit 5 omd. The record is from RefSeq and is a predicted model, not a curated record. Gene Ontology annotation, biological process: snRNA 3'-end processing. Lineage: Eukaryota; Metazoa; Arthropoda; Arachnida; Araneae; Eresidae. Gene Ontology annotation, cellular component: integrator complex.